CCGUAUCGGACGGCGCUCAGCUAAACCAUCUAGUUUUAACAUGGCUUUGAGUCUUUCGUGUCAUAAUCUAAGGUGCGGGUUAUUUCAUAGUAAGAUACUGCAGAAGUGUUCGUAUGACCAGACGGUGAGAUCUGCACUCAGCAUUCUGACGUCAAGAGAGAUCGGGGCGAAACGCGGAGUCCACUGUAUGGUGGCCGUGAAUUUGUGUUUGACGCGCAGAGCCGCAGGAUGGUUGACUCGAGGGUUUUCAAGAGCGUUCUCCUCCAUGCCUCCACCGCCCUCAGCUGGUAAUAAAUCCAAGAAGUUUGGCCCUGUGACUUGGAAAUCUCUUGCAAUAACAUUUGCUCUUGGAGGAGCCCUUCUUGGAGGGAUGAAAUAUUUAAAAAAACAAAAGGAAGAAUUGAUUGAAAAAGAAAGGACAAAGUCAAUAGGAAGGCCAGCAAUUGGAGGUCCAUUCUCCCUCAUCGAUCACAACAACAAACCCACCAAGAGUGAGGACUUCUUGGACCAGUGGGUUCUGAUCUAUUUUGGAUUCACACACUGCCCUGACAUCUGUCCAGAUGAAAUCGAGAAGAUGAUUGAAGUGGUGGAUGCAAUAGAUGAGAUAAAAUCUCUCCCAAACCUGACGCCCAUUCUUAUCACCAUUGAUCCUGACAGAGACACGCCCGAGGCCUUAGCUACAUACGUCAAAGAGUUUUCACCGAAACUGAUCGGCCUGACGGGGACGAUGGCACAGAUCGAGCAGGUCUCCCGAGCCUACAGAGUCUAUUACAGUCAGGGCCCAAAGGACGAAGACAACGACUAUAUUGUUGAUCACACCAUCAUCAUGUAUCUGUUGGGCCCUGAUGGAGAGUUUGUCGAGUAUUUUGGACAGAACAAAAGAAAUGUGGAGAUUACAAAUUCCAUUGCGGCACACAUGAGAAAGUAUAAAAAGGGGAAGUAAGGGGCAUACCUGAUCCCGUUUUGAAGAACUGACUGACUGAAAGCUUGCUUCGGGGUUCCUUGUGUGCACUUGAAAUCUGAUUUGAAAAAGAAAAAAAAAACACAGCUUUUGGUAUGGGCAUCAUAUAUAUUUAUUCUGCUGGUACACCUGCUGGUAUGAUGUCAAAGUGUCUGCAGUAUAACAUUCCCGUCUGAAUUGAAAAUGGGCCAUAUUCUGCUGCAUGACUUAUGCUGUCAUCCAAACUGUUUGACGUCAUAUUGCUCAGGAUCAGCAAAGGCAAGAAAGCUUAGGAUUCUUCAUAUUUGGGACUCUGGGCCAAAGUGUUGAACUGAGCCCCUUUUUCAUGUUUAGGGCCCUGGACAUUUUUGUUUUUCUCCAGCGGUCUCUUCAUCAUUUCUCUUCAGAGCUUCUCAGUGGAGUGUGUCUGUCUCUGCCACAAACACUGAACUGUUCAGUAUGCACGACUUUGCAUUGCAGUGGUCCAUUCACGGUCUUUGAAAUUAUGCCUGAAAAUGGAAAUCACGUCUGUUUUGUCCGUGUAUUGUCCUUGUAUCACGUUCAGAUUCAGUGUUUUAUCAAACAAUUCAUUCCACAGACAACAAAGUAAUAAAAAUAAUUUUGGUCUAACAAAAAAAAAAAAACUUAACUGGUUGGCUGCCUAUACUGCUCGACUGAAGCCUUUCCAGAGAAUAUACACUCCAUACUGAUUCAUAAUCAUCAUCACCACUGUGCUGAAUUUGACCUUAUUGUCAGUGUGCUGUCAUUUUCUGCCCCUUAUAUCAGACAUUUUCGUGAUUUGGAUCUCUGGUCUCGCAAAAAAUAUGAUGAAGACACAGCUGCUGAUCAGUCUUGAUUUCUUCAUGUGUGGUUUCUGCCACAACACCCAUUGUUUGUCCUGUGGAAACAGGCUAGUGAAAAACUAGGUGUUCCUGAGCUGCUGCUGCAUUACAACAGGGAACGAUGCAUCUGUGAGUCAAAGAGGGUUGCUUUUCACUUCUUGCAGAAGUCAAAAAAAGCUACACAACUUGUCUCAGUGACCUCAACAAGCCAGCGCCUGGACGGAGCACAUGGUCCUUCCCCUGCAGCUCCGCUGUCCAUCAUAAAUCAACAAACAGAAGGGCUUAGAAACUUAUUUUUCUCAAGUCACUGGUUUUCAACCCAUGGGUUGCAGCAGGGGGCUGGAUGGGUCACAGGUUGGCCAAAAUAAACAACUUUAUUUUUGGCCAUAACAUUUAUCUUAAUUAACUUUUUUCAUACUUUUUGUGUCAAU
Lampris incognitus (smalleye Pacific opah) is the source of this 2213-nucleotide messenger RNA. RefSeq names its product protein SCO1 homolog, mitochondrial (gene sco1). Bases 41 to 943 code for a protein of 300 amino acids. NCBI's taxonomy places the organism in Eukaryota, Metazoa, Chordata, Actinopteri, Lampriformes, Lampridae. The record is from RefSeq and is a predicted model, not a curated record. The transcript has 7 exons. Gene Ontology annotation, biological process: mitochondrial respiratory chain complex IV assembly.